This is a messenger RNA of Suillus clintonianus, 1425 nucleotides long. RefSeq lists its product as uncharacterized. Lineage: Eukaryota; Fungi; Basidiomycota; Agaricomycetes; Boletales; Suillaceae. Bases 1 to 1425 code for a protein of 474 amino acids. The transcript is spliced from 2 exons. The record is from RefSeq and is a predicted model, not a curated record.
AUGGCCGCAACGCACUCCAACAACCGUGCCUCUCUUCUCAACGGCCUUCGUACCGGAGGCGUGCGUUCUACUUCCAUGUCUGUUCCUCAUACUGCCGCUCUGGGCGGUUCAUUCAACGUCCAACGUUUUGCGUCCAACUCUCAUUCUCCUUUCGCAGAGGAGGAUGAUAUGGAUGAAGUUGCCGAGCUUUUCUCUCAGAGCAUGUACAUCAACAAUCAGGCCCGUCCCCUUACUGCCGCAGUAGAUGGUCCAAACAACCGCUUCGUACAGCAGCAAAUGGCUGCUCAGAGUGCCCUCAAUCCAAACAGUGUUCCAUUUUACCCCUCCUAUUCUCAGGGGAUGCAGCCACAAAGCGCUAGCGACGUUCAGUUGCAUGCGUAUCAGCAGAUGCAGAUGAUGCAAUUGGAGAUUGCGCGGUUACAGUCUGAACAGGCCCAACGUAAUGCUCGUGCUCAAGCUAUCCUCAUUCAGCACGCUUUGCGUCAGCAGAUGCAGAACAGGAGUGUCAGCGUUACAAAUCCUCCUGCCACUGCCGGUCCCCUUGAAACAAGUUUUGAUAUCCGUCCUGUUAGCGGCUCCCCGCCUGCGCGGCGUCCUAGUCAGGCUGAGCUUCUCAAAGCUCAGCUCGGAGUCCAAACUCCUCCACUGGAAGAUCAAGUGUCAAUGACGGCCGCACUUGGGGGACGAGUCGGCGCUCGUGUCACCUCUAGUGUCGCAUUCCCGAGUAUUCCCGAGACUCCGCUUAGGGGAUCAUCUCCUCCCGGUCAGACCACCGUGAUUAGUGGUGGUACUUCACUCGGUAAUUCCCUGCCCAACGGAAAUGGACACACAAUCAAAGAUAGCACGCCUUCCAAGUCAGAUGUUGCUGUGUCUUGGCGUCGCGGAAGCACUACAAAUUCAGUUUUGAAUGGCCUCCGCACCGUGUCUGCUGUCUCCCCAAGCGUCAAAAUUACACCACCUCCUGGUGAACGUAUCUCACCUCCUCCUGGCACUACGUCAGCCAACAAGGUGCGCCCGCGCCCUUUGAGCUUUACAGCACCUCUUUCGCGCACGCUUCCCGCUGUUGUCCUGGACUCUGGCAGUGAACACGACGAUGCUUACUCAACUUCGAGUUCUGCAUCGCUCUCCAACCCCACUACCCCUCACUCAGCAUCUUCUUUGGACACAUCGCCACUCUCGCCACGCGAGGAAGCAGCCAAGAAGUUGUACGAGGGGCUGGGAAUGGGACGUCCUAUCUUAUCUCCUGCGCCCGUUCCCGUCGCGCAUAAAUUUAUCGGCCCUUUCAGACAGCCUCGUGGUCCUCCUUCCGGUGCUGAUGAAUUAGGACCCAAGAACUUUGCCACGCGUGUGCGCCGCAAGGCCAUCGGCGGCCUUGGUGUUCUCAUGGGUGCUCGCGAGCGCAGGGAAGCAAUCGAGGCAUACUAA